CUUAUGAAACUCUAGUUGAGACCACUGCCAAGAAGGGCUUGCUCACCCUGCUUUAACGGCAGUGGGAAUCUCCCUGUCCUUUUCAGGGGUAAGCCAAAGAACGGAUUCAUAAACGAACCCCAAUCCUUCUCACCAACCCCAGCCCACACCUCCCAGCAACUGAACUUGAGAAAGAAAAAAAAAAAAAAACCUGGUUAAAACCACUUCCUAUAUUUGAGACUAGAGAAGAGAGUGGUAUGCACAAUUUCCUGGCUGAAGAACCCAGGCUAAUACUUAUACAGAGUAAGCACUGACUGCCCUAGAGGUUGACGGACCGGCAGGGAUGACAACCUGAGCGGACUCACGCUUCAUUCCCGUCUCCCGGUGCGAUGCCAACAAGAGGCUGAAGGGAAACCCGGCGUUCUGCAGAGCAGCACUUUCUCUUCCCAGCCCCAACAUCGGCAGGGGUCUCAGGGGCCAGGAGGAUGGAGCCAAGCUUGCUGAUGUGGAGGUUCUUCGUAUUCAUCGUGGUACCUGGCUGCGUGACAGAGGCUUGUCAUGAUGACCCUCCGAGUCUCAGAAACGCCAUGUUCAAGGUCUUCAGGUACAAGGUGGGCACCAUGAUAAACUGCGACUGCAAGACAGGCUUCCGCAGAGUGUCCGCCGUCAUGCGCUGCGUGGGGGACUCCAGCCACUCUGCCUGGGAAAACAGAUGCUUCUGCAACAGCACCUCCCCUGCUAAGAACCCAGUAAAACAAGUCACUCCUGCACCCGAAGAACAGAGGGAGAGAAAACCCACAGAUGCACAGAGCCAAAUGCAGCCUCCGGAGCAAGCUGACCUUCCAGGUCACUGCGAGGAACCGCCACCAUGGGAACAUGAACGUGAACCUUUAAAGAGAGUCUACCAUUUCACGCUGGGGCAGAUGGUUCAUUACCAGUGUGCCCAGGGAUUCAGGGCCCUACAGACCAGCCCUGCUGAAAGCACCUGCACGAUGAUCAACGGGGAGCUGAGGUGGACCAGGCCCAGGCUCAAGUGCAUACGUGAAGGGGAGCACGGUCAGGCUCCAGAUGACGCAGAGCCUCAGGAGAACACGGAAGCUCCCCCUGGGAGUGGAACUUUCUUAACAACCAGGAUGGCAGGGACCACAGAUUUCCAGAAGCCCACAGAUGAGAUUGCAACGCUGGAUACGUUCAUAUUUACCACUGAGUACCAGAUUGCAGUGGCCGGCUGCGCCCUCCUGCUCGCCAGCAUCCUCCUCCUGAGCUGCCUCACCUGGCAGCGGAAAUGGAAGAAGAACAGAAGGACAAUCUAGAAAACCAAGGCCAGAAGAAGUCAAGAACAGCCCACAGAUGUCAUGGACCACAAUCAAAAUCAAAGAAGCUAAACACUCAUCCAAGAGGCCUUUCCUGAUCCGGUGGGCUCUGGAAAGCUCUGAAGUCACAGAACAGAACACCGGGAAGCUGCAACCCCAUCGUGAAGCCAGCUCUGUAGUAUCAGCCCUUGAGGUGGACCUGCGUCUAGGCAGCAAGUCCAAGGUCGCUGGAGGAACGGGGAGAGACAACCAGAACUCUUGCUCCUGUUUCCAGGUAUAUGCGUUCACUAGACCACAAGUAGCAUGGAGCUCUCUCCACACCAUGUAGAGUAUAAAGAAGAGUAGUUUCAUGCUAAGAGCAUCCUGACUUCCCAGGUUAGAAAUCCCAAAGAAAGCCCUAGCACUGAUGUAAAUAGACACACAUGCUCUCUGCCCAGGUGAGUGGACUUUGUCCCUGGAUCCACAUAAGUCCUUUCCAAGCCUCUGGUUGACCAGCCCACUCUCCUGCUCAUAUACCCCCAAAGGAAUCCUUUUGACCUUAGCCCAGUCCUCGAAGCUAGCCCCCUCUACUGAACAUUCCAGUUUGAGUUUCUAAAGAACAGAUUCCCUGGGGGAGCGUCUUUGGGUGACCACAGAAGACAGCAAGCAAACCCAUGGAACUGUUGAGCUUCAGAGUUUGAAAGGAUUUCACUGGAGUUAAUGCCAGGAGAAGGGGGAGAAGCUGGGUCCCAGGUAGUGGGUUAUCCUUAACAUUUAGCUUCAGCUGUUUGUGACUGGCUGUUCUAAGAGCUUUUUCUCUGGGAUUGCUAUAAAUGAUGCUCUGCAUUUGGCUGCCACAAAUUCGAUGUUUACAGACAGACACACAGUGUGCAAAUGUGUACAUUUGCAAAGAGGUGUCAUAAAAACACUGAUAACGGAGCAGUACAUCCAAUGCUUAUGAGAGGAAAGAAAGAAAGAAGGAUGGGGGCAGGGGAGCGCAUGUAAUUAUGGACGAGGUCACAUCAAUGACCCUCACACUGUGAGCAAAUUAAAAUUGCCUGGAGAACUUGGUGAGACCUGGAAGCCUGGGCCCAUCUCCAAAGUUACCAAAGGGGAAGUGGGGAGGGAUAAAUUAGGAGUUUGGGAUUAACAUAUAAAUACUACUAUAUAGGAAAAUAGAUAAUUAACAAGGCCCUACUGUAUGGCACAGAGGACUCUACUCAAAAAUCUUAUCAUAACCUAUAAUGGAAGAGAAUGUACAAGAAGAACAUUUAUAUACAUAUACCUGAAACUAACAGAACAUUGUAAAUCAACUAUGUUUCAACAAAAAUUUUUUUAAAAAGAAAUGCAAAUCAAAACCACAGUGAGAUGGUUCUACCCAGUAAGACGACUUUAAGGAGGAAAGAAAAGAAAUAACAAAUGUUGACAAGAAUAUGGAGAAGUAGGAACCCUCAUACAUUGCUGGUGGGAAUGUAAAAUGGUGCCGCCACGGUGGUAGUAGUUUCUGAAAAAGUUAAACAUGGAAUGACCACAUGGCUCAGCAAUUCCACUCCUGGGUAUAUUACCCAGGGGUGAAGAAAACCCAUGUGCACACAGAAACUGGUAUAAGACUAUUUAUAACAGCAUCACAGCCAAACAGUCAAGAGACAGAAACAACCCAAACGCCCCCCAGUGGAUGAGUUGGUAAGCAAAGCGUAAUCCCUCCGCACACUGCAAUUCGGCCCAGGCACAGAAAGGAAUGAAGCCUUUAAGAAAGGUUGCCAUGUAGAUGAGCCUAAAGAACAUGAGGCUAAGUGGAGGAGGCCAGACAUAAAAUGUCACGUGCUGUGUGAUUCCCUUUGUACAAAAUGUCCAGAAGAGGCAGCUCCAAGGAGACUGAAGCAAACUACUGGUCACCAGGGCUGGCAUGAGUGGUUGCUUAAUGGGCACAGGGUAGUAAAUCUUCCCAGGUGACUCAGUGCUAAAGACCCCACCUGCCAACGCAGGACUGUAAGAGACUGUAGGGAAGAUGCGCUGGAGAAGGGAAUGGCUAUCCACCCCAGCAUUCUUGCCUGCAGAAUCUCCAUGGACAGAGGAGCCUGGUGGGCUACAUAGAGCAUGCGGACAUGACUGAGUGACUAAACAACCACAAAACAGCCCAAAGACAGGCAUGUCUCAGACCCUAUUUAAGAAAAAAUCUGAAGGGAAACCCAGAGAAAACCCAGGGAAAAUCAGGGGGAAAAAACAACUACACCACAGGCAGUUUCACCCUCUGACAUCCCAGGCAUUGUAAGGAUUAAACACAGCCUAAUUCCUACACCAACAUACAAAGCCUCACACCAAAGGCCUAUUUACCUCAGCUCCUGUUACCUGGGACAUCAUAUCCAGCUCUCAACAAAAAAGUACAAGCAUGCCAGGGAAUUCCCUGGUGGUUCAGUAGUUAAGACUCAAUGCUUUCACUGCCAAGGGCCCUGGUUCGAUCCCUCGUCAGGGAACUAAGAUCCCACAAGACAAGCAGUGGGGCAAAAAAAAAAAUAAAUAAUUACAAGGCAAGCUAAAAGGCAGAAAGUACAGUUUGAACAGACAGAGC
Messenger RNA from Bubalus bubalis (water buffalo), 3840 nucleotides. It is a transcript of the gene IL2RA, whose product is annotated as interleukin 2 receptor subunit alpha. Gene Ontology annotation, molecular function: interleukin-2 binding; interleukin-2 receptor activity. Bases 465 to 1292 code for a protein of 275 amino acids. NCBI's taxonomy places the organism in Eukaryota, Metazoa, Chordata, Mammalia, Artiodactyla, Bovidae. The record is from RefSeq and is a predicted model, not a curated record. Gene Ontology annotation, biological process: inflammatory response. The transcript has 8 exons.